UCAAAACAUUGUCGUCAUCCACACUAAAAAAAUAUACCGCGCUUAUGGUGGACUUGCUCGGCGCGGUCAAAGGUUAAAACUCAACUCUCACGUCGCGGAGUUUCCUGGCUGAAUGUUGAAUCCACGCCCCCCACUGUCGCCCGGGCGUGACGAAAACGAAACUGAACUCGAGCGCCAAAACAGAAAACCCUCCCUGGUCGCUCUUUGAGAUGAGCGGGGAAAGAUGUCGUGCAGGAAACACAACAGUGACAUGAACGUGUUCUGUCUGACGGACCAGACGGUUGCGUGUGUCCACUGCGUGACCAUGGAGCACCGCGGUCACACGCUCGGCCUGGUGAGUGAAGAGCGGAAGAUGAAGCAGGAGAACCUGAAGAACAUGCUGAUUAAGUCCAAAGAAAUUCAACAAAGUCUCCAGAAGAGGUGCAACAUCAACAGGAGGAUGAUUGAGCAGAUUCAGGUGGAGGCCAAAGAGGCCGAGGACUUCUGUGAGGGCGUCCUGGUUCAGGUCAUCGAUUCUCUCCAGAGACAUUACCGCUCGGUGAGGAGGAUGAUCCGAGCCAGGGAGGAGGCAGCCAUCGCCCAGGUCGACCUCUCCAUCCAGAGGUCGCGGCAGAGAAUGGAGAGAAUGAAGAGGCAGGAGGCAGAGCUGGGUCUUUUGGCUCGGACGGAGGGUGAUGUCGAUUUCCUCCAGAAAUGGACCGGUCUCCAAGGUCACCUUGAACCAGACGUAGAUUUGGUGCGUGAUGCAGAUGAGCCGGGUCUUGACUUCGGGCCAAUAAAGAGAACUCUGCAGGGGGUCGGGAGGCAGCUGGAAGAACUUUGUGCCAAAGAAUUCUCCCUGAUGUUGUUUCGAGAUGAUGCAGAAGACGACUCAGAAGAACAGACAGAUGGAGAGGAAGACGAGCAGCAAAUUGACUCUUCAGGUCAUGAGGUGGUCUCAGGAUUGACCCGCCAGAUGGAGCUGCAGGCGCCUGAGACUCGAGCCGACUUCCUUCACUACGCCCACAGGCUGACGUUCGACUCGGCCACAGCUCACCAGGACCUGGUGGUGUCCGCGGACGGGCGAGAGGUGAGGCUCUGUGGCCAGACAGUCAAGGGCCCGUCCAUCCGGUACCCGCAUAGGUUCGUCCACCGCAAACAGCUGCUGUGUCGGGAGCCCCUGCUGGCAGAGUGGAGCUACUACGAGGUGGAGGUGGAGGGGAGCAAGGCGGAGAUCGCCCUGGCCUACUCAGCCAUGGACAGGAAGUCGCGCAGCAACCAGUCGGCGUUCGGCGGAAACGCACAGUCGUGGAGUCUGGAUCGAUCCGCCUUCUACUCUGUGAGCCACAAGGCCCUCAGCGUCCAGCUCAUAACCGUGCCCUGUCACUCCAGGAUCGGUGUGUUUGUCAAGGUCAGUGAGGGCGUGGUGGCCUUCUACGAGGUGGCAGAGACGAUGAUCUUACUGUACGAGAUGGAGGCCGUGUUCACAGAGCCGCUGUACCCCGGCUUCUGGCUGGGAGAGAAGUGUCGCAUCAGCAUCUGUGAUCUGGUUUGAUUCAUCUCCAACCUGGUGUGUCAGGUUCGAUUAGCUAGUGUUUCCCACUCUCUCUACCAAUAUAUUUAGACUUUAUACAUCUUAAUCUUCCAUUUUAAAAGGCUUUAUGUUGUUCUUCUACUUGCACAACUGUUGUGGGUUCAAACUUGAUUUUCACUCAGCACUUUCUUACACUUUAUAAUGUAUGUAUUUUUUACUUUUAAUGUUUAAUUCAAAUGGAAUUUGAUUUGAAGCGUUUGAGUAUAAUAUUGGAAGGUCUUGGUGACGCAUCUAUGGUCGAACAGAGCUAAAUAUGAUAAGGAUUUUUUAUAUGAAGUUUAUAUGUAGCAUAUUUUCAGCAUCUUUUAUUUGUGUUGGGGGACAACAAAUACUGCUCAAAUAAGCGUUCAUAAAAAAACUAAACACCUACAAACUAGCCAGUGAGUAAUAUUGUCCCAACUUUUGAAUUGAGGCAUUUAUUUUAUUCCAUAUCUUUAGUGAGUUGUGAUCAGGGUAAAUAAAACGUGUGGACAGUUCCGGUAGAUAAAAGGUAGACUUUAUUAUGAAUAGUGAACUUCACAUUUUUACAAUAAAUUGAUACAAUCAUGUUGACAAAUGCAGAGAGGAGACUCCCCUACACACUUGGUGUUUCCCUACCACAGACACGACGGUGUUGACACUUUCUAACAUCCAACUAACUCGUUUUUAAUAUUCGUAUUGCCGUUACAUUGACUUGAAUUAGCUGCUAAGAGAAGUAAAGAUUCUCGACCCGAAAGGUGACCACGUUCAUUAUUACUUUACAUUGAGAGGUGGUGCCUUUCUGCUCCAUUAAACGCAGGGAAAUAUAUAAUAUAUAAUACAGGCUGGAUAAUAUGCGCGUGUUGACAGACAUGACAACGCACUGCGACUGCGCGCAGCUGGUCAGCAGCAAUGCGACGUGAGUCACUUCCAAGGCAGGUGGUCAAUGACGUCAGCACUGAGCGUGCUCCCUUUCCACGCGAGCGUUUCGUUUGAUCUCGAACAUGUAUUUACACAGCACAGCACACAACAUUUGCUAAUAAAAACAAAGCAUGACGCCGCGCGACGCUUCAAAAGGAAAGAGAGUCGUUUCCGGUGAGAACAACAACUCACACAAGAGCAUCUCCCGGGUGAGAAUGUUGCUGGCGUCAAGCUAACGUGUAGCAUCAUGCUAACGAGCGAGGGGGUCAUUUCACUAGUUUUUGUAAAGUUUUGUGUCUGAUAAUCCGUUUUUAAUUUAGCGUACGACAUAUGGAAUUGACCAUGAGAGGGCGCCAUGGCAGCACCUCAGCACAGCGGAUGCUCAUGAAGGUCAAAGGGUGAACACUUCAAAGGUUGGAAUCCAAACACAACAUCAACAGAAGCGAACAGACAUUUGACAAUAACACACUGACCAGCAGCAAUUUAAACACCAGUGGGCUUCACACACACACAACGAUGACGUCACAAUGAAUGGAAAUAUACAGCAGUUGGACUAAUAGAAUGUUUACAGCUCAUUCCUCUGUUAUGUUGGAAUAUAAAUGUAGUCCAUUUAAUCCACAACUGGAUUUCACAUUGACAUUAAAAAAAAAUAAAUGAAAGUUCCGUCUUUAACAAGAACAUAAAGGUGUUGGCAACACUUUAUGGUCUCACAAGUGAUUCACUGUGUUGGACAAAGAUCAUAUUUUGGAAAGAGAAGGGCGUAUUGAAGUAGAAUGUACCCUUGUUUAAUAUCACUUCUACCUUUUGUUGCUUUUAUUUACUUCUGUGAUCUAAUUAUAUAUAGAAUUGUGUUUAAAAUAUGACCAUUAUUGCAUGAAACAAUUGUGCUUCUGCAGCAACUUUGCUUUGAGUCAACAAGUGAAACAGUUGAGCUGCGCUCUUCUUUUGGCCCUUUUAAGUGGCUGUGUGCUGAUGUGUGCUUCUACCUCUUUGGUGGACAUGAGUUAUUUACAACAGCAGUUACCUCAACUAGACACACGUUAAAUAGCUUAUUUCUAUAAAGCAUAUUGUCAUAGCUUCCGAUUUAAGAUUCCCCGUCUUGGGUGUGCAGUUUCUCCUCCCUCCGUUUCUCCUUCUAGAUGUGCCGUCUGUACAUGGACCCACUCUGAAAGGAUUGCAACACAACCUCACACUGACUGUCAGUCAGUUUACUGUUGCAUGACAGAAGGAUUCAUCAAAUGCAAAUGUGCCAUUGUUUUGUCCGUUUAGUUUGCUGAUCACAGGUGAUCAUCCUUGUGAGAAAACAUGUGCUCAACAGACACUUCCUUCUGCGGCUUCAAUGACAUCGACCGACCGACGAUUGUCAUCUCAGCGUCUCAUCUUUCCCUCCAUGAGUCCACUAACAAUUCGCCCCAUCAAAACAAAGCCUCACAUCUCCUCUCCACAACAUCUCAGCAAAGGCAUCUUACUUCUCACAUUUAGUACCAUUAGAUACAUAUCUUCAUUUUUCUAUAUUUACAUAAAUACACAAACCAAGAAAUGUGUUUUUUUUCUGUGCCAAAAUCUUUACAGUGCAUUGCUGCACUUUUUCCAGUCAAAGCUUUUAGUGAUCUUAAAAUACAAGUGAGCUUUGUGCAGUUUUUCACUCAGACUGUAGGGAUGUUGCACACACUAAGCUAAAGUGUAGCUAAAAUCCGCUAUUCUAGAUUUAUAAUCCUGGCAUUCGUGGAUUAUUAUGAUGACUAAUCCUUUUAAUAUUUCAGUUACAGAAGACUAGAUAUCCUAAUUUGCCACACACAUCCUAGGAUUGUCCCAUGCACUCGUGUCAUAUAAGUUCAGAUGCACAAUGAAUGAUCAAAUAUGUUCAAUGAAGAAUCAAUCAUGGCAAUGAAAUUCAAUCUAAAGAUGCCACGGCGCCUCAUUUUGAUUGGUUCGAUUUCGAGAGGUUUUCAAACAACAUGUAUCCCCUUGAAAUGUUUGAAUGAGCUAUACUCAAACUUCAAGUAUAAUUCCCCCUAUUUUGUCUCCAAUAUAACCUGUGCAUAGACCAGUGCUCUGGUCUCUUAUACUUCAACAUUCAACAAGUGUUUCUACAUUCUUGGUUUCAGCCUCCACAUUGUUGCGUGCACUUCUGGGAGAAGUCAGCUGCAUAUUCUGCAGCAAAGACAGACCUUCAGAGAGGGAGGAUGUAAAGUCCUGUGUGCUAGUAAAUGAAGUGUAAAUACAGAUGAAGUCACGAUCAAGAUCAACUUGAUACCUGGUGCUUACAAUCUGGUGAAUGUUGUGCUCAGAUAGUUGUACUUUAGUGAGGAACUGGAGUGAGAUCCUGGCGCUUCCUAAAACUCUAAAUGUACUGAGGUGUGGCAGUGGGUCAGUCAGGAGUCAGAGUCUGGUGUUACAGGCGUUGUUGGUGUGGUGGGGCUGAUGGCGGCGUUCUGGUAGCCGCUGCCGUAGCAGCUGUUGGGCGACAGAGAGUUGGGGUCGAAGCUGGUGUUGCCCGCCGGUGUCAGGUAGGGCUUACGUGAGGGCAGGGCCGAUGAGGGGUCGCCAGGUUUGCCGCUAAGAAUGGACCUGGCCUCGUCCUGUUCAGACAGGUUGGAAAUAUCCUUCAUCAUGGAUUUACGGUAGGAGACGGAGAGCUUGUUGGAGCCGUCCGACAUCAGAUUGAAGUGGCGGGCGAUGAAGACCACCGGCAGAGGGAGCAUAGCCAGAACGAUGAGGGCGAAGCACAUGAUGAGUGCCCAGGUUGGGUAGCUCUGGAAGCGCUCCUGAGCCUACAGAUAUGGAUACGUAUUAUAUUAUAACGUUUACAUUUGCCAUCUCUCUUGUCUUUUACAACUAAAAAAAUAUGAAUCCUUCAGUCAAAAUGUCGUCUGAAUCUCAAAUAUGAAGAACUAUCGUGCUUUGCAAAACAAAACCAAGUCUUGAGGGAAAAGUUCCGCUUUUUCUUGUACUUGUGGUUGAGCAUUGAGCUCGGGGACCAAACCGAAGCGCUGACUCACCAGUUCCUGGACCCAGGCGUUAUAUCCGGGUGGACUGAUAGCCAUCUCGAUGACGGUGGCAGAGAUCAGCACGAUCAGACAGAUGGGCGAGACGUACUUCCACAGGUAGAAAUACAGAAUGUUGGGCCGAAACCCCAACAUGUCCUCGAGGUCCUGCAUGAACCUGUUAUGGAGAGAAGAACCGGAAACAUGACCCAGCGCUGUAGCGGCCGCGCCUCCGUCAGCAGCGUCACACUCACCUACCUACACACAUCAGCAGUUCUUGUACCUUUUAGUGCCAUAAAUCCACGCCACAGACACGUUUUCCAGGAUGACCACCACGGUGAGGGGCAGUCCCGCAGAGUAGUCAUCAAACAUGGUGACAAAGUAGUUUCCCGAACGCUGGACAAACAGCAGGCCACACAGGAAGGCGACGAUGCAGCAGGCGACUGCAGAGAGACAGACAGAGCUCAGCUGUCGUCGCCAACAGAAGUCCUGGUUUCUGCUCUUGAAGUCAUCUCACCUGUGAACAACUCCUUCUGGACCUUGUAGGUGUCCAAGACAGGUGUGGUGAUGCCGGUCAUGGUGCCAAUCAUGCUGCCCAGACCCAAAUUAAUGAGCAUGAAGAAGAACAUCACCGACCAGAAAGGAGAUGCUGGAAAGUGUGUCAUGGCCUCAGUGAAGGCGAUGAAGGCCAGACCGGUCCCCUGCACCGCCUGCACACGGCAGUUAUCAGGUCAAGUCGUGUCCAGUUUUAACACAUCAAAGCUGCUCUGGAUGAAGGUCACUGGCCUGACCUUGUUGAGCUCGUCCUCCAGGACACACGGCUCCAGUCCCAGCUGAGCGAAGCCGUCCUCCUUCACGGUCUUGAUCACGCCGUACAUCUCAGCAUAGUCAGAGGAGGUCAGGUGGGAGAAGUUGACGUGAGGAGGGAUCAGAUCGUGGCUGAGGACGUUGGAGUUCAAAUAUCCCAGGAUCUUCUCCGCGUUUCUUAGGAGACACAUACAAUUACAGUCUAAGAAAUGGUCCAUGGAAGAAUCCGGCAGAUACUCACUCGACGACGCAUUUCUCGUUCAUGAUGUUGGCCUUGAAACCCAGCACCGCGAAAACUACCAGCGUGGCCAGAAUGGAGGUGAAGAAGUUGAUGAAGGAGACGAGCACGGCGUCAAAGUGACAGUUGUUGUCCACUUUGUUGUAGCUGGAGAAGGCGAUGACACCUCCGAAGCCCAGACCCAGAGCAAAGAAGACCUGUGUGGCUGCCUCUCGCCACACCUGAGGCUCCAGCAUCUUCUCCAGCUGAGGGACGCAAGAAGAAAGCGUUUGGUAGAGGAAGUCUUCAAAGAUGAGAAUGACAAGAGGAGAAUCUUUCACUUUUGGAGUGAACAUGUGAGCGAUCCCAUCCACUGCCCCCUUCAGCAUCAACCCUCGGACCAGGAAGCAGAACAGCACCACAUACGGGAACAGAGAGCUGAAGUACAUCACCUGGGAAGAUGGAGGUGGAAAACUCAGGAAGUCUUGGCUGUUUUUGUUGUGCUCGCCGUACCUUCCCAGAGGAGGCGAUUCCUUUAAUGACGGCGAGGCACACGAUGAUCCAGGCCACCAGCAGGGACAGAGUCAUUUUGACAUUCAGGCCUCCACUUUCUGCAAUGGUGCUGGUCGUGUUCAGAGUCUGACGGUACCAGAAGUAGGUUGUAGCUGAGCUCUUCUCGCAUUCUGGCUCCACAACUGCAUUGGACAGACAUGUUGGACCCAUGAUGACGACUGGAAU
This is a messenger RNA of Synchiropus splendidus (mandarinfish), 7201 nucleotides long. Its product is annotated as tripartite motif-containing protein 16-like. Bases 224 to 1534 code for a protein of 436 amino acids. Gene Ontology annotation, molecular function: protein binding; zinc ion binding. The record is from RefSeq and is a predicted model, not a curated record. NCBI's taxonomy places the organism in Eukaryota, Metazoa, Chordata, Actinopteri, Syngnathiformes, Callionymidae. The transcript is spliced from 7 exons.